GCAGCACGUAAAACAAAACAGAUGCCACCACAAAUCAGCGACAGAGAGGACGUCAACCAAAUUAGCCACCAGCUCUCCCAGGCGGAGUGGAGUCUUGUGUGAGAGGACUGGAGAGAGGCACACACAACGACCCACCUAGACGGCCCUAGUUAAUAUAGCUCCAAGAUAAACUUAUUCACUCCGCUGAUCCAGAAAGUAUCAAGAAAAAACGACGUUUCUCAGACACGGAAGCUCACCAGGCGGCAGACAUCGCUAUGGCCCAGGAGACCAAUCAGAGCCCAGUUCCUAUGCUCUGUGCUAAUGGCUGUGGUUUCUAUGGCAACCCUAGGACUAAUGGCAUGUGCUCCGUGUGCCAUAAGGAGCACCUGUCAAGGCAGAACAAUGGAGGAGUCAGUACUUUGAGUACUGUGGGCAGCAGCAGCGGCCCCACAGCUGAGGCUUCUGCCAUCCAGAGGUUAGAGGCCACCUUGAAUAAUGCUGCAGCGGCUGCAGUCGCCGCUGCAGAGGUGGCAGCCGAGGCCGCUGCCUCUGCUGAGGCUGCUGCUGCAGAAGCUCUCAGUGGAGUUUCGACUGCCAUUUCUGUAACACAACAGAUGACUGAAAUGAGCCUCUCCUGUGAGGAAAAAGGAGCAUCAGCAAGCAAAGUAGACCUCACAGAACCAGUGUUGACUCAGCCCACAUCCUCAGCCUCUCAUCCCUCCACUGCUGGCAGUGACGAGUCCAGAGCUCCAGAGCCCACCAAACCCAAAAAGAAUCGCUGCUUUAUGUGCCGCAAAAAGGUUGGCCUUACAGGUUUUGACUGCCGCUGUGGGAAUCUGUUCUGCGGAAUCCACCGUUAUUCCGAUAAGCACAACUGUCCGUACGACUACAAAGCUGAAGCUGCUGACAAGAUCCGCAAAGAGAACCCUGUGGUUGUCGCUGACAAGAUCCAGAGAAUAUGAAGAGGACUCUCAGUUUGACUGUGAACACUGAGAGUGAUCGGCUUUAAAAAGAAAAAUGGACUCGAGCCCAGCCUUCUGCCCGAAGGACCUGUUUUUGUUUUUUUUCUCCUCGUUUGUUACACGUUCAAGACUUUUCCCCCAGUGCAUGAAAGUUCACGUAUAUUUUCAGCUUUGGUUCUUGUUUUUGUGUGAGUUUAACACUUCUGGAGGGUUGUAAAUGAGGAUGGGGGGGAGGGGUCCGUAUCGUUGGAGAUUACUGAAGAAAAAGUCAUUAGUAUUUUAGAAGAUGCUGUCGAUGGCUGCGCAGGCUGUCGCGCGAUCCCGCUGAGAUCGCCUGAACUCUGCCUGGAAAGAGCCCGGACACAUGGGCCUAUUUGGACUCUCAGACUUUUACUGCUGUUGGCUGAUGGCGCCACCUCAGCCGUGCUUGCUCUCUGCUGGCUUGAGUAGCAAAAUGGAUGAUUGUCUGUUUAUGUUUGUGGCCUCCGCUUAACUCUGUGAGGUCAGAGUUUAACCCUCCUUAGUCGUCAGAAUUUGCGUCCCGGUGAGUUUUUAUCAACCUGAAAUGCUUCUCUGUGCCGCCAGAGUCACAUCCACUCCGCCCCUCCCCCCUCCC
Molecule: messenger RNA, 1557 nt
Organism: Epinephelus moara (kelp grouper)
Lineage: Eukaryota; Metazoa; Chordata; Actinopteri; Perciformes; Serranidae
Product: AN1-type zinc finger protein 5-like
Exons: 6
Coding region: 255-941 (228 amino acids)
Molecular function (GO): zinc ion binding; DNA binding
Source: RefSeq, a predicted model, not a curated record